CAUUCUUCUGCGCUCUCUCUCUCUCCAAGAGUCGUCUCCCUAUUUACGUGCAAAUUAACACGCACUAAUACACACAGUAGGCGUGCAAGUACGGACUCUGAGGUCACGCCUUAUUGCUGAGCGAUUCUCGAAUAGAUUUGAAGGAGAUCUGACAAAAUUUAAUUGACAAUGCCACAGACAAGGACAGUUCAAGUUAAGCAGGUUUCGGAUCUAGCUACCGAGAGAGAAAUUCACGAGUUCUUUUCCUUUUCCGGUGAAAUUGAGCACAUUGAGAUCUGCAGAGAGCCUGGGCAGUCCAAAACUGCGUUUGUGACUUUUAAAGAUCCAAAGGCGCUUGAAAUAGCGUGUUUGUUAUCGGGUGCAACAAUAGUGAACCAGGUUGUUAGCAUCACACCUACAGAAAAUUAUGUACCUCAACCAGAGACUCGGGAACUGCAAGUCACUGAAAACACUGCAAGCAUAUCUCAGGGGAAUAAUUCUCCAGUUGCUGAGCAGGAAAAUGUGAGCCCAAACAGUGGGAGAGUGUAUGUUAAUAAGGCCCAAGAUGUUGUGUCAAGUAUGAUUGCAAAAGGUUCAGCUAUUGGUCAUGAUGCUGUAAACAAGGCUAAAGCCUUUGAUGAAAAGCACAAGUUGACUGCCAAUGCAUCAGCCAGAGUCAUUUCAUUUGACCAGAGAGUUGGGAUAACAGAAAAAUUUACUGUUGGCAUUACCGUUGUAAAUGAGAAAGUGAAAUCUGUGGACCAAAAGUUUCAGGUGUCAGAUAAAACCAUGUCAGCUCUCAUGGCUGCAGAAAGGAAAUUAAAUGAUACUGGAUCAGCUGUUAAAUCUAGCAGGUACGUGACAGCUGGAACAAGUUGGUUGAAUGGUGCUUUCACGAAAGUGGCAAAAGUUGGCCAGGUAGCUGGUUCAAAAACUAGAGAAAAAUGGAAUAUGGCAUUGUCAAAUAUAAGGGCCAAGGAUUCCCCUAUUGCAGCCUAAGUUAACGUAGAUGGAGUGUCGCUGAAUGCUUGCCAUUCUUCUGAUGGCUUGGUUUGGAAUGAUUAUUGAUAUGUCCAAUUUGAAGUUUCGUGCGUGUGGUAGUUGAAAAGUAGCUUCAUUUUUUGUCUGCAUAUUCAAGCGACUCUUUGAACUUUUACAUUUUGCUGUGGAGUUGAUUCCAUAAUCCAUUGUUCAUAUUUGUUCAAUUUUGUGUGGUUUGCGUCUGUAACUUUGCAGUAUGUGAAUCUAUAUUGGAUUUAGUGAAACUCGUAUUUCAUGAUUGCGUUA
Salvia splendens (bonfire salvia) is the source of this 1266-nucleotide messenger RNA. RefSeq names its product binding partner of ACD11 1. The coding region runs from base 169 to 978 and encodes 269 amino acids. Lineage: Eukaryota; Viridiplantae; Streptophyta; Magnoliopsida; Lamiales; Lamiaceae. Gene Ontology annotation, molecular function: RNA binding. The record is from RefSeq and is a predicted model, not a curated record. The transcript has 8 exons.